CAAAACAAACACGUUAGCUUAGCGCUAGCGGGAGAAACGGCUAGUGGUUUUUAACAAGAACUAAAGAGAAAUUCGACAAACCCUAAAAUCUUAUACUAUGUUUUUAUUUACGUUUCAUGAAGAAGGAAGUUGCUUUCAGUGUCUUCAGAUGUUUUUGUGUCAUUUCGUUCAGUGGUUCUUGGUGCAGCGCCCCCACAGGCCAGGAGGGGAACAGGUUGUUCAAAGGGUUUGUUAAAGUACCAAACCAAGUCUAACUAAAUUUAGUUGGAAGACUAAAUAUUUAACUUACAAAAUUUAGCUUCAAACUAAAUAUUUAGUUUCAAAAUAUAUUAUUAGCAUUGUAACUAAAUGCUUGGCUAGCUAAAUAUUUAACCUCAAACUUAGUAUUUAAGCAUCAAACUUGAUAACUAAAUAUUUAUCUUGCUCAUUAGAUGUAUAGUUUUAAACUGUGAUGAAUGAAUGAAUAACUUGGUCAAACUGACUUUGAAAAACAAACUAAUUUUUAUUCCUCACAUUAUUGCUCUUACUUUUCAAACUGCGCCCCAUAAAGAGCUGAAACUAUCAUUCUCAUCCAUUUAAACUAAAACAUUUUGAUGUUUUUACAUUUAAACCCUGUUAGUGUGUGUGUGUGAGUGUUUUCAUCCGUUCAUGCUCACGUCGUUAAACGGUUAAUCUCUUUCCGAGGUGACGACUUGUUUUGCUGUUGGCUCCUUCACACGUGAGGCAGAGGCGGAAGCCGCACAGCCUCCCCCUCCUGUCGGCCUUCACAGGCGGCUGAAGGUGACUCCAUCUCGGCUGGGAUGCAGAAGCGGCUGCUGGGGCUCCCAUCGGCCGGACACCAGCUCCUGUUUCCCCGGGAAACCAGCGCUUACAGCCGGGGAAGGGAGGCCCUCCGAGCCGGGCUGUCAUCCGCCUGAGCUGACUCAUUUUGUUGGAUCUUUUUGGAUAUUUUUAUUUUGGGGUGCCUCUCUCUGGGUGGGCUCCGGCGGAGGGGGUGCAUGCAUGUGUUCCGCACCGUACGGGCGGAAAAAGCGCCCAAGAUCCGCAGGGAGCAUCUUCCCCAUCAGCAAGGGGGCGCAGGCGGAUCCGGAGCGGCGGGAGAGCACGGAGGCGGCGGUGGACGACAGCAGGAUGACGGUGCAGGAGUUCAACACGCUGGUGGCUCUGUACCGGGAGCAGGUCAUUUCUGUCGGGGAGAUCUCGGUGGACUGUCCGUCUCUGCGGGCUCAGAUGCACCAAACCCGGUCCAAAGGAUGCUCCAUGGCCCGGGCCGCGCACCAGGACCUGGCCAUCAUCUCUGGAUCAGGGAACCGACUCGGAGCCCAGAGUCGACUUCCGGAUGGACGAGAGCUCGGACGUUCCCAUCCUGGAGGACCGGUCGUCGUCUCCCAUCGAUUACCCUCAGGAGACGUGGCUGGUGGGGACGGAUAUCGACAACAUAGAGAGAGACAUGAAAGAGAUGAGAAACUUACUCAGCAAACUCAGGGAGACGAUGCCGCUGCCGCUGAAAAAUCAAGACGACAGCAGCUUGUUGAACCUGACUCCCCAGCCGCUGGUCCGGCAGAGGAAGAGGCGCUUCCCCGGACUCUGCUGCAUGGUGUCGGGCUGAGGAUCGACAGCAACCUUUACUCCAGCUCCCACUCACAUCUCACUUCAUCUCUUCAAACUAAAAUUGUAAUCUUGGGUUUCCUCAAGAGCUCCAGAAUGUUUAAGCUUGGUGUUUUAUUGGGAAGCGGGUCUUUGAGACGUCAGAUUUGUUCGGUUUCUGACCCUGUAAAUGUCCAGGCUAUGCAGCUGCCUCACUGUGCUUCUCCCAUGGCUCCACAUCGUGUCCAAGUCUCAUUCGUCUUCUGGUCUGUGUGACGUGACAAAGCAAGUCCUCCACGUUACGCCGCGUUCAUGUACAGAGAGAAGAGAGGAAAA
Poecilia latipinna (sailfin molly) is the source of this 1923-nucleotide messenger RNA. RefSeq names its product regulator of G-protein signaling 7-binding protein B-like. NCBI's taxonomy places the organism in Eukaryota, Metazoa, Chordata, Actinopteri, Cyprinodontiformes, Poeciliidae. The transcript has 5 exons. Bases 1003 to 1863 code for a protein of 286 amino acids. The record is from RefSeq and is a predicted model, not a curated record.